Molecule: messenger RNA, 6246 nt
Organism: Artibeus jamaicensis (Jamaican fruit-eating bat)
Lineage: Eukaryota; Metazoa; Chordata; Mammalia; Chiroptera; Phyllostomidae
Gene: PIK3R1
Product: phosphoinositide-3-kinase regulatory subunit 1
Exons: 15
Coding region: 1-2175 (724 amino acids)
Biological process (GO): phosphatidylinositol phosphate biosynthetic process; insulin receptor signaling pathway
Cellular component (GO): phosphatidylinositol 3-kinase complex
Molecular function (GO): 1-phosphatidylinositol-3-kinase regulator activity; protein binding
Source: RefSeq, a predicted model, not a curated record
AUGAGUGCCGAGGCGUACCAGUACAGAGCACUGUAUGACUAUAAAAAGGAGCGGGAAGAAGAUAUUGACUUGCACUUGGGUGAUGUAUUGACAGUGAAUAAGGGGUCCUUGGUAGCUCUUGGAUUCAGUGAUGGACAGGAAGCCAGGCCAGAAGAAAUUGGCUGGUUGAAUGGCUACAAUGAAACCACAGGGGAGAGAGGGGACUUUCCAGGAACUUACGUAGAAUAUAUUGGAAGGAAAAAAAUCUCACCUCCCACCCCAAAGCCCCGGCCACCUCGACCCCUUCCUGUUGCACCAGGUUCUUCGAAAACUGAAGCAGAAAGUGAGCAGCAAGCUGUGGCCCUUCCGGACCUUGCAGAACAGUUUGCCCCUCCUGACAUUGCUCCGCCUCUUCUUAUCAAGCUAGUAGAAGCCAUUGAAAAGAAAGGUCUGGAAUGUUCAACUCUAUACAGAACACAGAGCUCCAGCAACCCCGCGGAACUACGACAGCUUCUCGAUUGUGAUGCCGCCUCCAUGGACUUGGAAACAGUUGAUGUUCAAGUUUUAGCAGACGCUUUCAAACGCUAUCUCUUGGACCUGCCGAACCCUGUCAUCCCAUUAGCCGUUUACAAUGAGAUGAUUUCUUUAGCCCAAGAAGUUCAAAGCUCAGAAGAAUAUAUCCAGCUGUUGAAGAAGCUCAUUAGGUCACCUAACAUACCUCAUCAGUAUUGGCUUACGUUUCAGUAUUUGCUCAAACAUUUCUUCAAGCUCUCCCAAAGCUCCAGCAAAAACCUUCUGACUGCGAGAGUGCUCUCUGAACUUUUCAGCCCUCUGCUUUUCCGAUUCCCAGCAGCCAGUUCUGAGAGUACUGAACACCUCCUAAAAGUUGUAGAAAUCUUAAUCUCCACAGAAUGGAACGAACGACAGCCUGCACCAGCACUGCCUCCUAAACCACCAAAACCCACUACUGUAGCCAACAACGGUAUGAAUAACAAUAUGUCCUUACAAGAUGCGGAAUGGUACUGGGGAGACAUCUCUAGGGAAGAAGUGAAUGAAAAACUUCGAGACACAGCCGACGGGACCUUUUUGGUACGAGACGCGUCUACUAAGAUGCACGGUGAUUACACUCUGACACUAAGGAAAGGAGGAAAUAACAAAUUAAUCAAAAUAUUUCACCGAGACGGGAAAUAUGGCUUCUCUGACCCAUUAACCUUCAACUCUGUGGUUGAAUUAAUAAACCACUACAGGAAUGAAUCUCUAGCUCAGUACAAUCCCAAGCUGGAUGUGAAAUUACUUUAUCCAGUGUCCAAGUACCAACAGGAUCAAGUUGUCAAAGAAGAUAAUAUUGAAGCUGUAGGAAAAAAAUUACAUGAAUAUAACACUCAAUUUCAAGAAAAAAGUCGGGAAUAUGAUAGAUUAUAUGAGGAUUAUACCCGUACUUCCCAGGAAAUCCAAAUGAAAAGAACAGCUAUUGAAGCAUUUAAUGAAACCAUAAAAAUAUUUGAAGAACAGUGCCAAACCCAGGAGCGCUACAGCAAAGAGUACAUAGAAAAGUUUAAACGUGAAGGCAAUGAGAAGGAAAUACAAAGGAUUAUGCAUAAUUAUGAAAAGUUAAAGUCUCGAAUCAGUGAAAUUGUGGACAGCAGAAGACGGCUGGAGGAAGACUUGAAGAAGCAGGCAGCUGAGUAUCGGGAGAUUGACAAACGCAUGAACAGCAUCAAACCAGACCUCAUCCAGCUGAGAAAAACCAGAGACCAAUAUUUGAUGUGGCUGACUCAGAAAGGUGUGCGGCAGAAGAAGCUGAACGAGUGGCUGGGCAAUGAGAACACUGAGGACCAAUAUUCGCUGGUGGAGGACGACGAGGAUUUGCCGCACCACGACGAGAAGACGUGGAAUGUGGGCAGCAGCAACCGAAACAAAGCUGAGAACCUGCUGCGAGGGAAGCGCGACGGCACUUUUCUCGUCCGGGAAAGCAGCAAACAGGGCUGCUACGCCUGCUCCGUGGUGGUGGACGGCGAGGUGAAGCACUGCGUCAUCAACAAAACGGCGACUGGCUAUGGCUUUGCCGAGCCCUACAACCUGUACGGCUCCCUGAAGGAACUGGUGCUCCAUUACCAGCACACCUCCCUGGUGCAGCACAACGACUCCCUCAACGUCACACUAGCCUACCCAGUGUAUGCACAGCAGAGGCGAUGAGGCGCGGGCCCUGCGACCCUCCUCCUGAAGUUCAGCCACCCUGAGGCCUCUGGAAAGCACAGGGCUCCUCUCCAGCCUGCCCUGCGAAUUGAGCUGCGGAAACCCCAAGCCGUCUGUCUCCAAAUGGGACUGGAGCCUUCGACAAAAGCAGUAGGGGAAGACGUGCAGCCUAGCACUGUGUGAUGACCAGACGCUUCUCAUCUGGAGUGCUUAUCCUUCCUUCCUUUCCUUUUUAAAAAAAAAUUUUGGGUUAAUUUAAAGCCACCACAACACACAACACAAAGAGAAAAAGAAAUGCAAAAAUCUCUGCGUGCAGGGACAAAGAGGCCUUUACCCAUGGUGCUCGUUAAUGCUUUAUGAAGCUUUACCAGCUCGAAGUUGGGACCUUGUACACCAGAGAGUGGAUGGGGCUGGGGAGCCCUGGCCCGGGAGCGCUGGGCCCCAGCUGGUCUGGCCUGGGGUUGCUGUGUGCGGUGGACCCAGGCACUUACGGAGUAUUUCGGUUCCCAGCAGACGAACGGUGUGUAGCGGAAGGGCCCUUUGGCUCACAAGGGACACUUCGGGAGAACGCCGGCUCACGUCUGUUCAGAGGAAAUUCCGUGGUAGCAAAGUGCCAGAAGGCGUUUUGUUUAAACUUUUCAACAAAAAACAAAACCCACCAACGGAAAAAAUGGAACUUAGAAAAGAGGACUUAAAAUGACACUUUCAGUAUAUAAAAUAUGUACAUAAUGAUGACUAUCAAAUAGAUGGAUUUGUAUCAAUACCAAAUAGCUUUUGUUUUGUUUCGCUGAAGGCUAAAUUCACAGUGCUAUGCAAUUCUUAAUUUUCAUUACGUCGUUCUCUCAAUUUUCAAUGUACGUUCUUCAGAAUAAGCUUCCCCUACCCCACUUUUUGUUGCUUGAAAAUACUGUUGACCCUGGUUUUUGUGUUAAUAUUCAUUUUGUUAUUUUUACUUUUUUUUUUAAGAAGAAAUGUACAGGAUGCCAGUUUAAAAAAAAGGCUUCAGAAUUAAAACUAUGAAAUAUUUUACAGUUUUUCUUGUACAGAGUACUUGGCUGUUAGCCCAAGGUUAAAAAGUUCAUAACAGAUUUUUUUGGACUAAAUGUUUUGUUGGGCAGUGCCUGAUAAGCUUCAAAGCUGCUUUAUUCAAUAAAAAAAGAGAAAGAUAUAUGAAUAUGACAAAGUAUCACUGAGUUCAACAAUGUUGUUUCAAGACUCUUAAAAAUACGGUACCUGGCAAGUGUGUGUUUCGUAAAGAAUUGUGAACUUCUUGAAUCUAGGGAGGGGAUGUAGCUAAGGGAUGUACAGGCGGGGUGGGGGGUGGCGUGGUGGAAUGCACUUUCUCUUUCUCGUGAUUGGAGAAGAAGUACCUAACUGCAAAGUGAAGUUGCUUAGACUUCAGUCUUUCCCACUUCGAUCUGCUACUUAUUAUCCAUUAUGACGAUUAUGAUUAUGAAUCUACUAGGGCUCUAACACAGUGUAGCUGGUCAGAUAUUUUCGGUUCUUAGGAAGGAAGGAAGGCUCCCAGAGCAAGCGUCCCACCUUUGUUUGGAACGUGAGUUCAAGGUAUACUUGCUACAUUUAGAAAAUAUGUCUCUUUUUAACUUUAGACUACCAUGACAACCAACAUUCAUUUUAGAAAAAGCAUGAUCUGAAAAAAAAAAGAUUUUUAUCUGGCUAUUUGUUAUUUUCCUAGCUUUCCAUUCAUGUUAAAUCAUAAAGCAUACAGGCAUGGUUGUUAACUGUUUCUGCUCUGGGCUGUGUGGAGCUUGUGAAAGGACCAUUUCAGGAAUCCUAGCAACAGUCCUCACUCAUCUGAGUGAUCGCAGGAUGCCUGCUUCACUGCGGGGAAAACGGGGACGGGGGCUGCUAGAGUCAUCUCCGGGAUUUAGGGCCGGCGCAGGGGGAGGGCUCCGCGAUGCACAUGUGGAGAAGCCUUUCCGCUCAGUGGACGUUGUGUACGCAUCGGGAGGAAUGAAUACGGGAGAGUUACAAUCAUGGUCACUACGCUGGUAGAUUAAAAUGGAAUCUUACAAUUUCAGUUUUUCUUUCUGAACAUUAGAUUCACUCACACUUAUUCUCUUUCCUUCAAAUAUUGGGGUUGAGGGGCUUUUUUUUUAAUGUUCCUUUUAAAAUUCUUUUGAAAGACUCCGUCUAGCAGUUGUAGACUUAGUCGAUUGUAGAAUGUAUUUUUUUCUCUUUACAUGAAGCUACUCAUCAAGAGCAAUAGUCUCACAGCAGACGGUCAGCCCUCAAACUUGACUGUGCAGAUCUGACAUCUCCCUCCCUUCUGUAGACGGUUGAGGAUGCUCCUGGUUUGAGUCUGUGAGUGUCUGGUUUAAAGCCAUCCUUCCACAUCACACGGAGGUCUAACAGGGAAUACUAGUUCAUAAACUACGGUGGUUGUUUUGUUUUUGUGGUAGCACAUCCAUGUAUGCUAGUAAGUAUAAAUAUUUUUCAUUUAAUUUCUAAAAUAUUAGAUCUAAGGUGGAAUAUUUCAUUAAUCAUUACAUUUCAUAAAAAGUUUCGUGUUUUUCCUUCGACAUUUCACCAGAUGACAUGGUAUCAAGCAUCUGCCUUAUUUUUGCAUCUCACAAGCACAAAUGGUAGAUCCGCUCUGAACUGCAAAGACAGACUCCUGACUCCCUGUAACAGUGCAUCACACCACACCCGUGAUGUCACACCUUGGCCAGGUGCCUUGAGCGCAUGUAGUGUGCCCACCACCUGUGUCCUUCUAGACGUUUGACCAGCAGAGCUCCCUGGGUCCCUUUGGACAGUCGUCCCCAGGAAACGCUGUCUCGCGGCUCACCAGUACGAACAGAUACAGCACAGGCACACGACCACAUGCUCCUGCCCGGGCAUCGAUUUUCCCCACCCAAGAGAGACCACCUCCCACAGGUGAGAGCCAGAGGCCGAGCUGCAGAGGGGCCGUGACGGGGCUGUGGAGGUGGGAGCAUUAGGACCCGACAUUAGACAGGAGAGAAAAAUUGUAACCACGUAAAAAGGCAAAAAGCAUGUAUUUGCAACAUCUGACAACUUCACAGCCCUCAAUAUAUGUAUAUAUGUAUAUGUGCAUGGACUGUGUUUCCAGUACACCUUUCAGCCAAAACAGAUCCACAGUCGUUGAGUUCAAGUGCAUAACAAGCAAAUGUCUAGUAAAGUUCUUGUAUAUGUGUAUGGGUUGUUUCUUUCCUGUGAAUUUGCUUUGUUUUGUCUUAUAAAGGUGAAAAUUGUUUGCAAGUGAAGUGAGAAGUUCAUGAUUCUUUGGCUUUUAUUUUCCCUGUUUUUAAAAGUUAUUCCUUUUGAGAAGCUAGUCCAGAUGACUCGCUUACUUUGGAAACCCUUGUUUUCAAUGUGUCAAGUCAAAAUGUGUUUCUGUGAGCUGUCACUGUAGGGAACCAAUUGCUUUGUCAAAUAGCUGGUGAUGAAGUAGUAACGUGUUUGGGAAGUCCUACUGAUGUUCCUUAUUGGGAGAAAAUUCUGCUGGUUUUAACAACUGUGCUUUUGCUAUGCAUGGUAUCCAGGUCAGCUGGGAAGCAGACCCUGCAGUCCGAGUUCAGGGUCACUUAGGAAAGGGGCAGUUUAAAGCACAAUGCCUCACACAGGACAAAGUUCCAAAAUGCCAAAUUCUUAUUUUUUAAAAACCUAGUUAUGUAAAAUACUAGUAUGAGUGGGGAGGGAACAGAAUUGGGUUCAUUGGAAACACUAUCCAAACUUAACAUUAAACUUGCCACCAUGAGAUAGCAUUAGCUACCCAGGAUGCUGCUAUUAAAAAAAAAGGAAAACUCAUUUAUAUGUGUGUAUUUUUUAAAGCUACAAUCUGUUCGAUGUUUUUACAAAUCUGUUUAUAUGACAUUGUUAAAAUAAAGUUGGUCUUUUGACGAGAGGGAGGAUGUGAUGGUCAGUGGUAAUUUUGCCUUCACAAGGCAGCGGGGGUGGGGGUGGGGGAGUGUGCCUCCUUGACAAUUGGUUCAAGCUAUAGAUUUAAUGGAGCUACGUCUUGUUGUUUUAAGUUGCUUUAAUGCAUUGUAUUAGGUCUUCAAACAGAAUAAAGGUUGUUUUGAAACUUAA